This is a messenger RNA of Quercus lobata, 4304 nucleotides long. RefSeq names its product Mitogen activated protein kinase kinase kinase-like protein. The coding region runs from base 449 to 2893 and encodes 814 amino acids. Gene Ontology annotation, biological process: signal transduction; protein phosphorylation. The transcript is spliced from 17 exons. Gene Ontology annotation, cellular component: cytoplasm. The record is from RefSeq and is a predicted model, not a curated record. Lineage: Eukaryota; Viridiplantae; Streptophyta; Magnoliopsida; Fagales; Fagaceae. Gene Ontology annotation, molecular function: ATP binding; protein kinase activity.
CAAAAAAAAAAAAAAAAAACACAUCGCUUUCUUCAGCGAUCAAUUAUAUCAAUCAAAAACCCCCCAAAAAUCAAAUCUAUCUCCCCCUCUCUCUCUCUCUCUCUUCUUUCCCCUCGUUUACAUCAAUCACUCUCUCCCUCCAUCUCUCUUUCCCUGUGUUUAUAUAUAUAGUCUCUCUCUCUUUCUCUCUCCCUAUUUGGUUUUGUUAGGGAUGAGGAUUUGGAGGCGGAGCGAUUGAGAUUUGAAUGUUGGUGUAUAAGACUGAAGAUUCGGAUUCAAAUGCUCGGAUCUGCUGGUGGUCAUAUGGCCUCCAGCUUGAAGAAUUCAGGACUAUUGAAGUUUGUAAUCCAAUGUCUUUUUGGUCUAAGAACUUCUUGUAGAUUGAUAACAUCUUUUAUGGGGUAAGAAGCGGGGGCGAAAUGGUUUUACAUUCCAAAUACUUAAAGACAUGGAGGAGACACGAGGUGAUUCAGGGCCAGCAGAGCAAGGGCCUUCAAAUACUUCAUGGUGGCCUUCAGAUUUUAUGGAAAAAUUUGAAUCUGUUUCUUUGGGUUCUCAAGAAGAGACCUUAAGUAAUAAAGAAUCUCCUAGAAGUUCGGAGGAAGGUGGGUUGUCACCUCAGAGAGCAUCUCAAAUUCUCUGGCGCACUGGAAUGCUUUCUGAACCAAUUCCAAAUGGUUUCUAUUCUGUCAUUCCGGAGAAAAGGCUGAAGGAGCUUUUUGAUGCUAUUCCUACUUUGGAUGAGCUUCAUGCUAUGGGUGAAGAGGGUUUUAAAGCUGAUACAAUUCUUGUAGAUGUUGAGAAAGAUAAGAAGCUAUCUAUGCUGAAACAGCUGAUUGUGGCGCUGGUGAAAGGGUUGAACUCAAAUCCACCUGCAAUGAUAAAAAAGAUUGCUGGAUUGGUCUCUGAUUUUUAUAAACGUCCCAGUUUGGAAAGUCCAGCAAAAGCUGCACUAGAAGAAACCUCUCACAUGUUUGAGAAUCGAGGAGUUCAGAUGUUGGGGCAAAUAAGGCACGGUUCAUGCCGUCCUCGAGCAAUCUUAUUUAAAGUUCUUGCUGAUACUGUAGGUCUUGAAAGUAGGCUCAUGGUGGGUUUGCCAAAUGAUGGGGCUGUUGAGUGUGUAGACUCAUAUAAACAUAUGUCUGUGAUAGUUGUCUUGAAAUCUGUGGAACUAUUGGUUGAUCUUAUGCGGUUUCCUGGCCAGCUGCUACCCCGAUCAACACGGGCAAUUUUUAUGACUCAUAUUUCUGCAGCAGGGGAGAGUGAUUCUGCAGAAAAUGACUCCUGUGACUCACCACUGGAACCCAAUAGUCCUCUUUGUGGGGUUUCAGAGAGACUAGAUCCUGACAGUACUGAGAAAGAUGAUAGCCUUCCGUUUCAUAGGAAAUUUGAAGCGUCCUUAAAUGUAUCUGGUCCUUCAUUGCAAAAUAUGAUGAUGCGAUCAAAUUCGUCAAUUGAAAGGAAAUUGAGUUUGUCACAUAGCGAGCCCAACAUUGCAAAUACAUUUUGGCGGCGUAGCCGGAGAAAGGCCAUUGCUGAGCAGCGGACAGCUAGUUCCAGUCCAGAGCAUCCUUCAUUUCGGGCACGUGGACGUUCCAUGCUUAGUGGUGACAGAAAAUCAUUUAGAGAAUUUUCUGAUGAUGUCACUACAUCAAGGUCAGAUGGUGCAUCAACGUCAGAAGCUCGUAGAAUAAGAAGAAGAAGCAUUAGUAUUACUCCAGAAAUUGGUGACGAUAUCGUAAGGGCUGUACGUGCAAUGAAUGAAACAUUGAAGCAAAAUCGUCUUUUGAGAGAGCAAGGAGAUGAUGGGUCAUUCUCUCCUUCAAAUGACAGAGUUUCAGAUCUUCAGAAAAAUGUAUCCAAUUUCCAUCUUGAUGGUCAUCAUGGCAUAUCUGGUGGAAGGUCCGCUUUAUAUUCAGUUCCCCGGGACAUGCUAAAUUCUCAAAAGGCGAUGUCAUUACCCUCGUCACCACAUGAAUAUCGGAGUCAAACUUCUGAGAGAAGCGAAUAUGUUAGAAAUGAUGAAUUGGUUUCAACAUGGAAUAGAAUUCUUGAAUCUCCGAUGUUUCAAAAUAAACCUCUAAUAGCUUACUCAGAGUGGAAUAUUGAUUUCUCAGAAUUGACUGUUGGAACUCGUGUUGGGAUUGGGUUCUUUGGAGAAGUUUUCCGUGGCAUUUGGAAUGGAACAGAGGUUGCAAUUAAGGUUUUCCUAGAGCAAGAUCUAACUGCUGAAAACAUGGAAGACUUCUGCAAUGAGAUAUCCAUUCUCAGCCGUCUUCGACAUCCUAAUGUUAUUUUAUUUCUUGGUGCAUGCACAAAACCUCCACGCUUGUCAAUGGUUACUGAAUACAUGGAGAUGGGAUCCUUGUAUUAUUUGAUUCACUUGAGCGGUCAGAAGAAGAAGCUUAGCUGGCGGAGGAGACUAAAAAUGUUGCGUGAUAUAUGCAGGGGUUUGAUGUGUAUUCAUCGGAUGAAGAUCGUUCAUCGUGAUCUAAAAAGUGCAAACUGCCUUGUGAAUAAGCAUUGGACUGUCAAGAUCUGUGAUUUUGGGCUCUCAAGAAUAAUGACAGAAUCACCCAUGAGAGACUCUUCAUCUGCUGGAACUCCAGAAUGGAUGGCUCCUGAACUUAUUAGAAAUGAACCCUUUACUGAAAAAUGUGAUAUUUUUAGCCUGGGGGUGCUAAUGUGGGAGCUCUGCACUCUAAAUAGACCGUGGGAAGGGGUACCACCAGAGAGGGUAGUUUAUGCUGUUGCCAAUGAGGGUUCCCGGUUGGAGAUUCCGGAGGGUCCACUAGGCAGGCUAAUUGCAGAUUGUUGGGCAGAACCGCACGACCGGCCAAGCUGUGAGGAAAUACUUUCCCGCUUGCUUGACUGCGAAUACUCUCUCUGUUGAUACAAUCUGUUUGUGUAUAGAAAAAAACAUGGUAGAGGUGUUACAUUGUGUUCCCGGCUUAAGUUGUGUACACUAAUGAUUUUUCCAGUCACUUUGAUAAACAUGAAAUGGUUCAUUUUUCAUUUUUGAAUGGCUCAAACACUUCCUCCUUUUUCGUGUAAUCAAACCAAGAUCAGGUUCUGGUCUGCAUAUGAAAUGGAUUUUUAUUUUUUUGAACAUUCUUGGUAUCUUACUCGAAAGUGACCAUAUAAAAGCCAAAGUUUAAAGACAACAAAAACGUGAUUUUGAAACUCAAUACUGUCGUGCAUGCUGCGCCAAGAGAUUGGUUUCCUCAACUGGGGGUCUUCUCUUGAUCAUCAUGGAUUGGCAAUGACUCAUUUCAAUCAGGGAUCUGGCGUCUAUUCAAUGCAUCUUCAAAGCGACAGCACGAGUCCACCCUCAUUUCUGUACUCAUGUCAUUUUCUGGUGCCGGAUAGUAAUCCUCUCGCAGCUGCACAUCCCUUAGAUUAGUUAUCCCUAGCAGGAAGUUCAUGAAAUGCUCAUGAGCUGUCCCAUGGAUGAAAAGCUUCCUUAGGGAAUGGCAUUCUGCAAGCAAACCGGCUGCUGGGAGUGACAGACUCCUUUGAUUAACAUCCUGGUCUUGCGGUGGCCAAUAGUCAAGCUCGUUGAGGCUCAAAUCCCCAAUACCAGUCAGGAAAAACCUCUCCCACAAGCUCAAAUCCAUUUGCCCCGAAGGUGCGGUCAGUGCAAAUCCUAUUGCAUCACUACAAUCUAACUGCAUCUUAGACAGCUUACGGUACGGUGCAAGUAUGCCCAACCCAAACCCAAAGGUGCGGUCAGACAGCCUGUGCCUUUCCCUGCAAUCUCCUUCAACCUGUAUUCGAAUCUCCUCCAAGUUAGGACAAUCCUCCAGACCAACCGAUGGCAGCGGAGUUAGAAGCUCACCAACAGCAAUCCAAAGAGACAGAUACCUCAGCCGCUCCCACCUCUUGCACCAAAACCCAUUCCCAUUACUUUCCAUGUACGGAUAAUUCCAUUCGGCUUCCACUUCCUCUUCUGCCUCCGAUGAGUACUUACAUUUCUUCUUCUUCCUCAUAUCCUCAAAGUCAAUCUCAUAACCAUUCUGGAACUCACCCACUUCAUUGAGAACAAAAUCACUAACACCUUCCCCGGUACCCUCGCCUUCUUCCCCCAAGCUCCCCCACAAGCAAUCGAUAUGCAGUCGCUCAAUCCGAUCACGAAGCGGCUCCAACGCCCUCAAAGUCGCUGCGGCAUCAAGAUUGAUGCAACAAGAAAUUUUAACCUCAACCAAACUCUUACUUAGCAAACAAGCCAAAGUCCUCACCCCCUUCACAGUAAUGCUCUUACACCCAAUCGCCUCAAACCUCUUCAAUCUCCCACAGCCCCUCCC